Molecule: messenger RNA, 3139 nt
Organism: Nerophis lumbriciformis (worm pipefish)
Lineage: Eukaryota; Metazoa; Chordata; Actinopteri; Syngnathiformes; Syngnathidae
Gene: lipeb
Product: lipase, hormone-sensitive b
Biological process (GO): triglyceride catabolic process; cholesterol metabolic process
Cellular component (GO): cytosol
Molecular function (GO): triacylglycerol lipase activity; sterol ester esterase activity
Source: RefSeq, a predicted model, not a curated record
CCGUGGUCAACACAGGAGCGGGCGAACAUGGCGUCAAGCAAGAAGGGCGGCAGAUUUGACAAAGGCGUCAACGGGAGACGCUCGUCCAAGCAAAAAGAAGCUCCAGUGGCCGUCGACACUGACAGGACUCACCUGAGCAGAGAGGAUACAGACAAGGAAAGAAGCUUGAAUCCGGAUGCUGUGAUGGACACCAGAGCGGUUUUUGUGGCCCUCUACAAUGUCUGCGAGGAGAAUGCCUCCUUCUUCUCGGGAGGGGCCAAAGGGCCGCAGAGCGACGCUGCCCAGCGUCUGGUGGACACCAUGAAGCUGAUCCAGGAACACGCUCACAGUCUGGAGCCUGUCAUCUCUGGCUUCGCCGCUGUCUACCACCAUUUUGACUUUGACCCGCACAUCCCGGCCAACGGCUAUCGCUCACUAGUCAAGGUGGUGCGUUGCUGCCUUCUUCACAUCAUCCACAAGGGGCGCUACAUCACAGCCAACCGCCGCAGCAUUUUCUUCCGCGUCGCCCACAACGCCGGAGAGAUGGAGGCCUACUGCAGCGCCCUGUGCCAGCUGCGGGCGCUGCUCUACCUGGCCCAGCGGCUGCUGCACGACAACAGCCACGGCGACCUCUUCUUCCAGGACGAGAGCGGUCUCAGCGAGAGCUUCGUGCGGGAGUACAGUUCCAUGCACAAGGGCUGCUUCUAUGGCCGCUGUCUGGGAUUUCAGUUCACUCCAUCCAUCCGACCUUCUCUGCAGACCAUAGCCAUCGGACUUGUAGCGUUUGGAGAAAACUACAGACGCCAUCAGUCGGGAAUAGGUGUCGCAGCCAGCUCCAUCUUCACAUCAGGCAAGUACGCCAUUGAUCCAGAGUUAAGAGGGGCCGAAUUUGAGCGCAUCACUCAGAACCUCGACGUCCAUUUCUGGAAGGCUUUCUGGAACGUUACUGAGAAUGAAGUGCUUUCGAGCCUCGCCAGUAUGACAUCUGUUACGGUCAAGGUGAACCGAGCGCUCUCUGUGCCUCCCGUGCCCCUUGACCUCCCGUUGGCAGCCAACCACGCAGCCUCUGUGACCAUCGCGCCGCCGUCGGCUCACAUCGGCAUCGCUCCUGUUCAGAUGAGACUCCUCUCGUAUGACUUACGGGAAGGACAGGACAGUAAGACGAUGUUGUCUCUAACCCGCUCCGAGGCAGGUUCCAUCUCCCUCUCACUGGGUAUGAAGACCAAGCAUCUGCCUUCAUCCCCCUGCCUGCUCAUCCACUUCCACGGUGGAGGCUUUGUGGCUCAGACAUCCAAAUCCCAUGAGCCCUAUCUCAAGAGCUGGUCCCAGGACCUCGGCGUCCCCAUUCUGUCAGUGGACUACUCCCUGGCACCCGAGGCCCCCUUUCCACGGGCCCUAGAGGAGUGCUUCUACGCAUACUGUUGGGCUCUGAAGAACCACCACCUACUUGGCUGGACCGGAGAGAAGGUUUGUCUGGCGGGCGACAGUGCCGGAGGCAACCUGUGCGUGACGACGUCGUUGCGUGCCGCGGCCUACGGCGUCCGAAUGCCAGAUGGCAUCGUGGCUGCCUACCCGGCCACCCUGCUGACCGCCUACGCCUCGCCCUCCCGUCUGCUCACCCUCAUGGAUCCCUUGCUGCCGCUGAGUGUUCUCUCCAGGUGUCUCAGCGCCUACUCAGGUAAUGAGCCGCAGACGGAGAAGCAGGUGGAGAAGGAGAGCACACUCAGCAUGGUGAGGAGGGACACGGCGCUGCUGCUGCGAGACUUUCGACAGGGAGCGUCCAACUGGAUCCACUCUUUACUGGACUCCAACAGGGCCGCCAUCCCCUCCAGCACGGAUGUAGAGUCAGGGGAAACCACUGACGUGGUGAGGAAGAGCGUGUCAGAGACGUCCAUCUGCUCUCCUCACGUGGACCCCCCAGCGUCCUCGGAGCCCACAAACCUCCACACUGGCAAAUUAUCUGGGAAGAGCCAGACAUGCCAGGACCUGGUAACCCAUAAUUCCACCUCCCACUGUGCACCACUCCUGUCUGAACGCAAUCCCGAACAAGUCAGUUUCUCCAUCUCCAGUGAACCUGAUACCCCUUUUCUUGGCGAUCUGUCGUCCGUGGCCAUACCGCCCUCUGGAGGCGAGGAUGGAUCAGAGUUCCCGCUGGGCUUUGAGCCCCUGCGCUCGGAGCAGCUGUCUGAGAUGAAGUUGCUCAGUUCGCCCGUGGUCAAGGACCCCUUCUGCUCCCCUCUGCUGGCCCCUGAUAGCAUGCUGAAAGCUCUCCCGCCUGUUCACCUCGUGGCUUGUGCUCUGGACCCCAUGCUGGAUGACUCCGUCAUGUUUGCCAAGCGCCUGAGGAACAUCGGGAAGCCCGUCACGCUGUGCGUGGUGGACGACCUCCCCCACGGCUUCCUCAGCCUAUCGCAACUCUCCAAGGAGACCAGGGAGGCCAGCAAUGUGUGCGCCGAGCGAAUCCGCGCCGUCUUCACUCAAGAGGAGACUCCCCCGGAGCCGCGCAAGCACCGCAAGCUGGAACGGACCGACAGGGGCGUGCUGGCCCCCUCCGAGGGCGCGGCCACCCUCUUUGACAGAGUCAUCCUCCUCUAAUAAUGUGAGGGCACCCCAUUUGAGAGUGUUUCGCAACAGAAACACAAUAUUUCUACUUCCUCUCUCUGCUUCCCGCGACUGCCGACAAUGGCGGCGAUUGGCCGCACGCCACAGGGGUGGCCGUCUUUCAGGUUCCAGAGAUGGAGAGGGGAAAGGAUUUAGCUGAAGUGAUACAGAGAAGCAGCAGAAGACCGACUAUAGCGGAUUAGACGGCGCUCGCUCGUGUCAGCCUGGAGUAUUUUCCUCAACAUUUUCCUGUCGGCUUGAUGAAGAAAGGCGGCGCCAUUAAAGAGAAAGACAGUUUUUUUUUUUUUCAGCUGGUCCUCAAGUUUGCCUUCUCUGCACUUUUGCUUUCGGGCUUUAGACUUUAGGGCUUGUACAAUUUGUCGACUACCACGUCGAACGCACAGAGGCUCUGCUGGCACUUUAAUCCUCACCUGAGAUGCUUGCUUAUAUCGUUUUUCAUUUGAGCUGGGCCUUCACUGUCAAUUUAGUAUGAUUCUGACUUACUUUUACUCAAAAACUAGAUUUAGACUUUAGGGCUUGUACAAUUUGUCGAUUACCA